AUGGGUGAGGAGGGAAAUACCAGCACCUUCAACAUCUCCUACACCAGCUUCUUCCUGGUGGGUUUCCCUGGAUUACGAGAAUGGCGGCCCCUCCUUGUGCUGCCUCUUACCAUCCUCUAUGUGACCAUCAUCUCUGCCAAUGCCCUGGUCAUCCACACAGUGGUGGCCCAGCGGAGCCUGCAUCAGCCCAUGUAUGUGCUCAUCGCCCUGCUCCUGGCCGUCAACAUUUGCGCUGCCACCGCCGUGAUGCCUAAGAUGACAGAAGGCUUUGUGCAUUAUGCUAACCCCAUUUCACUUCAUGGAUGCCUGGCCCAGAUGUUUUUCAUCUACUUCACCCUCCUUCUGGAUUAUAACCUUCUGUUGGCCAUGGCUCUGGACCGCUACAUAGCCAUCUGCCAUCCACUCCGCUAUACUGACCUGAUGACCUCCCGCCUUCUGGGCCUGCUGGCCAUUCUAGCCUUGACACGGAGCCUGCUAGUGGCAGUGCCCCUAGUGGUGCUAACCGCACGAGCUCGAUUCUGCCAGACAGCAGUGAUUGGGCACUUCACCUGUGAGUACAUUGCAUUGCUGAGCAUAGCUUGUGGAGACCUGACCUUCAACAACAGGUUAGGACUGGCUAUGCGGCUGGUCACUGUGACCUUGGAUCUGGUCCUGCUGGGGACCUCCUACACCCGCAUCAUCUACGAUGCCUUCCGCAUCUCUUCUGGAGGGGCCAGAGCCAAGGCAUUGCACACGUGUGGCUCCCACCUGCUGGUUAUUCUCACCAUCUACCUCUCCGGUCUUUCCACUUCAAUUGUCUUCCGAGUGGCUAAGACUGUGUCACAGGAUGUCCAGAAUCUGCUCAGUGCCAUAUAUUUGCUACUUCCAGGGGCCUUGAAUCCUGUCAUUUAUGGGGUGAGGACUAGGGAGAUCUGGCAACAUGUAGAAAAGAUGUUUUGCAGAAAGGAAUUGGUCCAGGAGGUUGGAGAAAAGCCAAAAAGUUUGCAGAAUGUGAGAGUAGAGCAGAAAUUGCCAGGGUGA
Molecule: messenger RNA, 1020 nt
Organism: Ochotona curzoniae (black-lipped pika)
Lineage: Eukaryota; Metazoa; Chordata; Mammalia; Lagomorpha; Ochotonidae
Product: olfactory receptor 52L1-like
Exons: 1
Coding region: 1-1020 (339 amino acids)
Biological process (GO): G protein-coupled receptor signaling pathway
Cellular component (GO): membrane
Molecular function (GO): G protein-coupled receptor activity; olfactory receptor activity
Source: RefSeq, a predicted model, not a curated record